Messenger RNA from Sipha flava (yellow sugarcane aphid), 642 nucleotides. RefSeq names its product piggyBac transposable element-derived protein 3-like. The transcript has a single exon. NCBI's taxonomy places the organism in Eukaryota, Metazoa, Arthropoda, Insecta, Hemiptera, Aphididae. The record is from RefSeq and is a predicted model, not a curated record. Bases 1 to 642 code for a protein of 213 amino acids.
AUGAUGAUACCUUUUAAAGGUAAAAGUAAUUUAAAACAAUACAUUCAAUCAAAACCGAAAAAGUGGGGGUUUAAAAUAUGGGUACAAGCAAAUAGCAAUAGAUACGUCAACUGUUUCGAACCAUAUCAAGCAUCUAUUCAAGAUCGAAGCAAAUAUGGUCCAAUAGGUGAUUCUGUUCUGAACUUAUGUCAUGCAUUGCAUGGUAAAAAUCAUAAGUUGUUCAUGGACAAUCUUUUUACUUCAUUGCCACUUAUAAGACAAUUACGUUUCUUGAGUAUAUGGGUUAUAGGAACGGUCAGAAUUAAUAGAAUUGGUCAAAUACAAACUUCUAUAGUACCAGGUAAAAUGCUUCAACGAGGUUCUUGUACACUGGAUACGUCAAAAGACAAUAUAACAGUUCUGCGCUGGAUAGAUAAAAGAGAAGUUCAUAUGAUUUCUUCGUAUGCUGGCGCAGAACCAUUUGAUGAAAUAUUACGUUACGACAAGAAAGAAAAACAAAGAUACCAAUUACUAGAACGUUUUGUAUUCAAGAAUACAACAAAUGUUUGGGAGGUGUGGAUUUCAUGGAUCGUCUUAUAUCUCACUAUCCUCACGGCUUUAAAAACAAUAAAUGGUACCUUCGAAUAUUUUUUCGAUUUUUGA